AUGAAAAAGUCCCAUCGAUACUUGAUCGCCGCUUGCAUCGCCUGGGCAGCUCUCUUGUUUCUCUUUCAGUCGGGCGACGACGACUCCUACCACUCUCCGCCACCUCGUCAGCAGACCCAACAGACUCGACCGCAGCUCAAUCGACCCGACGCCGCCAUCCACGACAAUAAACUCCACCACAAACCUCACAAUGGCGCUCCGUCGUCCUUUCCCGAUUUCUCCAUCACAGAUCGCCCACUGAUGCCUCCGGACGAUCCACUCUGUGCCCAGCUCCCCGGCCGCAACUCUAACAUCACCCUCAUUGUCAAGACAGGCGCAACCGAAUCCUUCAGCAAAAUCCCCACUCAGCUCCAGACAAUCCUGCGAUGCGUGCCCGACGUGCUCAUAUUCUCCGAUAUGGAGCAGACCAUUGCCGGCGUUCGCGUGCGCGACUCUCUCGAUACGGUUCUCGACACCGUCAAGCAAACCUCCGACUUUGACCUCUACCGGGCGCAGAGGGAAUGUCUGGUAAGCCAGGCCGAUUGCACCAGGCACCGCGACAAGGGAAAGGAGGGCUGGAAUAUGGACAAAUACAAGAACAUACACAUUGCUGAAAAGGCGUACAACUUGCGACCGGGACGCGAUUGGUAUGUCGUUAUCGAUGCGGACACGUACCUUUUCUGGACGAGUCUCGUGUCGGUCUUGGGUCGACUUGACCCGUCAGGGAAGCUCUUUCUGGGCAGCAUUGCUCACUACAAAGACUUUCCUUUCGCGCACGGCGGCAGCGGCUACGUAAUGUCGCGUGGCGCAUUGGACGACUUUGUCGGGGAGCACCCGGGUAUUGGCAACGCCUAUGACCAGCGGGUAACAGAAGAAUGCUGCGGAGACUGGAUGUUUUCCAAGGCUAUGAUAGAAACGUCAAAUAUUGGGGUGACUCAAGCCUUCCCUACCAUAAAUGGGGAUAAAGUUUGGAGCAUUCCCUUUGGACCCACCCAUUGGUGUCAGCCCCUGGCUACGAUGCAUCACGUCGACAGCGAAGAGAUGUCUCUCUUUUGGGAGUUUGAAAUCAGGAAAUAUCUUAGAAGCAGGUCCACCAGUAACGCCGAAGCGAACCCCGUUCUAAUACGAGACAUGUACGUCGAGUACUUUCUCCCCAAAUUCACCGAUCUGCGCGAAGACUGGAACAACGUGAGCGAAGACUUCAUCUACCUGAACCGCCCGCCGACAGACAACGAGAAGUGGAAAACGGUGCCGAUGGAACGAAAGGCCAAGUUUGAAAGACUCGCCCAUGUCUCUCUCGAGAACUGCAAAGCAGCCUGCGAGAAAAAGCGCGGAUGCUUCCAGUACUCAUACCACCCAGAGGGGAAAUGCGCCCUCGGCAAGUCGUUCAAGAUUGGAUACCCGACUAGGCAUGAAGAGGAUCCGGCGAUGCGGCAGACCUCCGGAUGGCUGUCGGACAGGAUUAAGGAUUGGGUCGAAAAGCAAGGGGAGUGUGACACGAUCAAAUGGCCAGGUAUGAAAUUACAACAAAAUAUUUCGACGGGCUUUUGA
Molecule: messenger RNA, 1530 nt
Organism: Scedosporium apiospermum
Lineage: Eukaryota; Fungi; Ascomycota; Sordariomycetes; Microascales; Microascaceae
Exons: 2
Coding region: 1-1530 (509 amino acids)
Cellular component (GO): membrane
Molecular function (GO): glycosyltransferase activity
Source: RefSeq, a predicted model, not a curated record